Symbiodinium sp. CCMP2592 is the source of this 732-nucleotide messenger RNA. NCBI's taxonomy places the organism in Eukaryota, Dinophyceae, Suessiales, Symbiodiniaceae. The record is from the annotation of a GenBank genome assembly.
AUGGACUCUCCGAAGCAGGAGCACCCGAGUGCUCGCUUCGUGGCUGAGUCGAUCGAUGGCAUCACCGUGCGCUCUGCGGUGCCCGACAGGCCCUUCUACAAGGUCGUGCAGGACAAAGAUGGGCAGACCUACGCGCAGGGUGUCCGGCUGCAGACAGACAAGGUGGAAAGGGCGAAUCGCCGGCUGCAGUCAUUGGAGGUCAAGGAGAUGGACAUUCAGACGGAGAGCCCAGGAGACGCUCAGGGCGCAGAGGUUUUAGAGCCCGACGAGCACGUGCUCGCACAGUUCCUCCGCGACGUGGCCCCGAUCAUGGAGCAGGAGUUGCUACUGGCUUGGCAGACCCUGCCCGUCUUCGAGUCCUACGUGCCCGUCUGGGAUGAUGUGGCCGAGACAUGUGAGAUGACUCACCAGGUCUGGAAGGAGGGCCUGGUUGAUCUCCAGGUUACUAGCGUUGCCUGGAACACAACGGGAGCCACUCUUGCAUGCGCAUUCGGCAAGCUCGAUACGCUGGGUUGGUGCGAGGUCACUGCGCCGGUGUGCGUGUGGAACAUCUUCCGGCCGCAGCUUGUGGCUGGAGAGCCUGACACGGUCAUCCAGGUGCAAGGCUUCGUCAUGUGUGUGGCCUUCCACCCGACGAAGCCGAGUCUGCUGGCCGGUGGGACCUACAACGGUGAGCUACAGAUCUGGAAUACCGGCGCCGGUGAGCUGGACCCGCCCCUUGGCAACACCUGA